CCUCUCGUUCUGUUAAGUCAGAGUUUAAGGUAGCUGUUAUUUUGUUGAAGAGUGGUAAACCCUAUGUCAACUUCAUGUUACCAGACAGUUAGGUUAGCCAAGCUAGCUAACCAAGUGUACCAGUUAAUACCCCUGAAGCAUACUCAACUGUCAGGUGAAGUUAAAGGCAGUUUAUUUUCAAGAAACUGUGUGUUUCAUAUACUAAUUUCUUCUGUAGGCGAUAACUGCUAACUGUAGCUGCAUUUGCAGGCAGCUAAUAACGGAGAGCUUUAGCAGCUAAGCUCUCCGCGCCUUUUUUCUAUUGUUAUUUUUGCGGAGCGGUGCAAAGUGAAUAUCAUUGAAUCAUACUCAAUCGUCAUAUUAAGUGAAAAGCCAAUGUUGUGAAACGACACAGCGUGUCUUAAUUUUAUUUUACACUCAUUGAUAAGCAGACAACCAUCACUGCUGGUUGAUUUGCUGUUGGCUGCUAGCAGCUAAUUGCUAUUUGGCCUGUUUCAAGCUCCCCAUGCAACGAAUAGCUACCUGUUUCGAGCUCCCCUUGCCAUGAUUCGUUGUCGUUUUUGCGGGAGAACCUUGCAAACGUUGAAGGGUUAUGUGUUGCAUUGUAGGAUUCAUAGAAACGAACCACGCUGUGUGUUCAGGUGUGAGAGUGCAAAUUGCAGGCAGACAUUUUGCACGUAUGCAUCAUUUAAGUGUCACUUCUAUCGGAAGCACAAUGUCCCAGCACCGUCUGUUACUGCUAACACAGCCAUUAUAUCAACUUUUGUGUGCGCCAUGCCACUUUGCUCACACCGAUUCCAGACCGUGCAGGAACUUCUUGUACACUUAAAAAAACAUUUAGUGGAGGGAAGAUCUGUUAAGUGUCCAGUGGCAGGUUGUCAAAGCACAUUUGCUGUGAAGUCAUCAUUUACAGCGCACUUGUCCAGGAAACAUCCACACUGUUCAGUGAAUAACAUAAAUGAUCUUUACAGAGAAAUCACACCGCAGUCCUCUGCCACGGCUUGUGAAGAGGUUUCGCAGACGGUGGAUGGUGCAGCUGAAGUACCAGUACUGUGAGGUAACCAGAGACGAAUUUAAGAAGGAACCCAAUCUUUGCGGCCAGCAACGAACUGCUGAUACCUAUGACGCUGCUGUCGCCUCUCUGUCUGAGGAGAGCAGAGAAGUCAAAGGAAUAAAACUGAGAUGUCUGAAUCAUUUCUACGCUCUGCCAUCACGGAGGCCUUGCCUGACCUUCCAGACGUAGCAAAGGAUAUCCUGCAAGAAACUCUUCAAUCUCUAGGUGUAGAGACCCAUGAUGACUUUCAGUUUGUUAAGGAAGAAGAUUUGUUGUCAGCCUUGAGGCCCAUACAAGCCCGGAAGCUGGUUGCUGCGUGGGGUCUAAAAUGUCCCUUCCAAGAAAGUGGUUCUUCAAGCCUUACUGCCUCACCAGGACCUUCCCCUUCCAUGGUGUCUCUGUCGCCAAUUUCAACGUCAUCAUCCAGCAGUCAGAGCCCAAGAGGCAGUCUUCCAGACUCAUUCAUGAUACCAUGGGGACAGUUCCCAGAGGCUUUGACACAGGAUUUGGAGAGAGGAAGGCGUCCAAAACCAAGUAUGAGGAAAGAGAUGGUCAGAAUUGUGGUCCGCGAAAUGAUGAAAGCAGCCACCUCAUUAAGUAAGAAGAAUGCUACUGAUGUGGCUAGGCAAUUAGUGUCAAAAUACCCCAAGUCACUCCAAGAUGUCAUUGAGGGCGACAUAAUUGGCACAGGGUACAGCUCCCUCGUGAAACAAAUUCAAAAUCGGAUCGAAAAUGUGAAAAGACCUACAACACCAAAAAUUCAAAAAAGAAAAUCACACUACUCUGACACCGACGAAGUCCCCCCUGAAAAACGGGCAGCGAUUCAAGACACCUAUGGGUGCAUCCGUUGGCAUGUCAAGUUUCUGCCCCUUGGGGAAACGCCCGAAAGCCAGCAGCAGAAGAAAGAGGAGCUAAAAAAUCUGUUCAGCCAGAAUGAACAAAGCCCAGGUCCUUUGAAAAUGCUGAUGAAGUCCACAUUCUACAGCCAGCGACAAGACGUGAACCAAGGGAAAGACAUGAAGUACCUCCUGGAAAACUGGCCAUAUUGGUUUCAUGAAAAUGGCAUGAAUGUUCACUUUAACGAGCUCACUGGAGUUGCCCUGAAGGAAACCUUCUUGAAAAAUGUGGAACAGAAGGGGGAAAGGCUCUUGAACUUCAUGAAGACAGUUGCUGUCAACAAAUCCAAAAGAUUCUAUCAAGCUGCAACAAAGCUACAGAUGAUGAUGGGAGAACACCCAGGCAACACACAGGUCACAGAGAUGGUGCUGCUUCUUCUGGCUUAUUUUGACGAGAGAGAUGAUGUGAUGUUCCAUUACGUGGAGGACACUUGCCUGGCUGGCGAAGUGGUCAUGGACCGAGUUCCCUUGACUCCCACAAUUGUUGUAUGUGGACAAUCCUGCUAUUCCUCCAGAAGGAUGAUGCUGAGUGUGGAUCACGUCAUCGUGAAUGAGAACAUCUCUUCCUUCAUCUCGUCCUUGUGCAUGCUGUUUGGGUCUUAUUACUGCUUCAACAUCCAUUACCCAACUGCACUUGCAUCCACCCUGGAGUUCCUACAGAGCUGUUUCUUCUCCAUUAAUCCAGAGAAGGGGACGAAAGUGGAGCGAACAAAUGCAAAGCGCUUGCAUGUCAAUCCAAGAGUCAUUACGUUGAUUCAGGACCUCUCCGACCACGAAUGGCGUUCCGAUUAAAAAGGUGUUCCUCUGAGUGACCACAGCGGUUCAUGUUUCCCUAAAUGUUCUUCAGGGUGUUCUUCUACAUGUUCCCGCCCAUGAUUGGAGAGCCACUUAAAAAGGUGUUCCUUUGAGUGACCACAGCAGUCCAUGUUUCCCUAAAUGCUCUUCAGAGUGUUCUUCGAGAUGUUCCCGCCCAUGAUUGGCGAGCCACUUAAAAAGUUGUUCCUUUGAGUGACCAAAAUACGGGGCUGAUAGUAAGGCAAGACUUCUAACUUCUAGAUGUUCCCGCCCAUGAUUGGCGAGCAAUUUAAAAAGGUGUGUGUGCUAGUGCUAGUGCUACUGUUGUCUUUCAUUAUUGACUGACUUAACAAAUGAAACUAAUGGAGUUCAA
This is a messenger RNA of Notolabrus celidotus (New Zealand spotty), 3118 nucleotides long. RefSeq lists its product as uncharacterized. The record is from RefSeq and is a predicted model, not a curated record. The transcript has 9 exons. Lineage: Eukaryota; Metazoa; Chordata; Actinopteri; Labriformes; Labridae. Bases 1183 to 2742 code for a protein of 519 amino acids.